AUGAGGACUCUUAAGCUUCAGCUCGACUACGUUCUGGCGAGGAACAUUCCUCAGUCAGAUGUCCGAAAAUCUAGAGCUGUUUGGGACGUCGCGUUCGACUCUGACCACCGUCCAGUUCUUCUCAGCUUCAAGAUACGGUUCCACAAGAGAAAUAGAGGAGUUCCUCUUCAACCGAAAAUCGACAUGACAGGUCUGAAAGAUGAUGAAUGCAGAACAAAAUUCCGCCAACGUGUGUCUAUUCAUGUUGGAGUACGGACCAAGAAGAAGCUUCGCGAUGCGGAUUCCUUCACAAAGUGCAUCCAGGACGCUGCAAAGGAAACGCUCCCGGUUCUAUUGCCGCGGAAGAAGUUUGCCUUUGCAUCUGCGGAAACAAAAUCCACAUACAAUUCUGUAUGUGACGCGCGCAGCGCUGGUGACUUCAAUCAGGAAAAGCGUCUUAGAAGGAAGCUGUGUCGUCAACUGCAACAAGACCGCGAUAACGAGUGGAUGUCAAGAGCGAUGGAGUUUGAGAAGGCGUGGGGGGACAGGAACCCGCAGAAAGCCUAUGCUCGACUAAAACAGUAUAGCAGCAAAUUGAAAAGAUGUUCUCCUGUCCUCAACACUGCUAAUGAAAUAACUGUCGGUGAAGCAACCCUUCCAAUUUGGAGGGAAUAA
Messenger RNA from Necator americanus (New World hookworm), 654 nucleotides. RefSeq lists its product as uncharacterized. Lineage: Eukaryota; Metazoa; Nematoda; Chromadorea; Rhabditida; Ancylostomatidae. Bases 1 to 654 code for a protein of 217 amino acids. The transcript has a single exon. The record is from RefSeq and is a predicted model, not a curated record.